GUUGGGGGGGGCGAGCGCCGGCGAAAAUGGCGGCGGCGGGCCUCGCCGAGAUUCCCGAUGUGGACAUCGACCCAGACGGCGUCUUCAAAUACGUGUUGAUUCGAGUCCACACGGUGCCGCCCUCCGACGCCCAAGCGGCGGAGAGCAAGGAGAUCGUGCGCGGCUACAAGUGGGCCGAGUACCACGCCGACAUCUACGACAAGGUGUCGGGGGAGAUACAGAGACGGGGCUUGGACUGCGAGUGCCUGGGUGGCGGACGCAUCUCCCACCAGAGCCAGGACAAGAAGAUCCACGUGUACGGCUACUCCAUGGGCUACGGGCGCGCUCAGCACUCCAUCUCCACAGAGAAAAUCAAGUCCAAGUACCCCGACUACGAGGUCACCUGGGCAGACGACGGCUACUGAAGGCCGGGCCCCACCACCGCCCCCACACCCAGACCAGACCAACCUCGCCUCGAUGUCCAGUCUGGCCCCAGGGUCACCGUGCGCAAAUUAAAGUGUUGUCUUUC
This is a messenger RNA of Echinops telfairi (small Madagascar hedgehog), 508 nucleotides long. It is a transcript of the gene PHPT1, whose product is annotated as phosphohistidine phosphatase 1. The record is from RefSeq and is a predicted model, not a curated record. Gene Ontology annotation, cellular component: cytosol. Gene Ontology annotation, molecular function: protein histidine phosphatase activity. Gene Ontology annotation, biological process: peptidyl-histidine dephosphorylation. The transcript has 3 exons. The coding region runs from base 27 to 404 and encodes 125 amino acids. NCBI's taxonomy places the organism in Eukaryota, Metazoa, Chordata, Mammalia, Afrosoricida, Tenrecidae.